Messenger RNA from Aedes aegypti (yellow fever mosquito), 5801 nucleotides. RefSeq names its product POU domain, class 6, transcription factor 2 (gene pdm3). Lineage: Eukaryota; Metazoa; Arthropoda; Insecta; Diptera; Culicidae. The transcript has 11 exons. Gene Ontology annotation, molecular function: DNA-binding transcription factor activity, RNA polymerase II-specific; RNA polymerase II cis-regulatory region sequence-specific DNA binding. Gene Ontology annotation, biological process: regulation of transcription by RNA polymerase II. Bases 1469 to 4297 code for a protein of 942 amino acids. The record is from RefSeq and is a predicted model, not a curated record.
CUUUGGGUACGGUAUCUACGAGAGCGUCCACUUUGGUUUGAUGCACAUUAUUUUACAACUACACCCUUGCAUAUCGGGAGCAGCAAGAGCAGUGUUGCUUGUUUGCCGAUGGACCGAACGGAGCGAAGGAGUGCCAAUCAGGCAAUGAAUGAGGGUAUCGCUGCUUAUUGCUUUGUGGUGUUGUUGUGUGUAGAAGCGUGGAGAGCCGAGCCCUGAGUAUUUUAUUCGCAUUUUAUUAUGUAUUAUUAUUAUAAAAUGACUAAUACAAGAAGAGAGUGCGGAGAGUGGCAUAUUAUUAGCGGGCGCACAUACACCGAAAAUGACGUCGAUGAGAUCGAGAAUAAUAAAGCUCACGGCACGCGGAGACGAAGACACAUGUGGAGUGUUGUGCUGAACGGGGUUUUUCGGAACGUGCUGGAGAAGCAUAAUAACACUUAGCAGUUCAGUUAACGACGCUAGGUCAACGCUAACGGAUGUGUCCCUGCUUGUAAGACACAGGAGGUGGCGUUAGAAGAAAAAAAGAGUACUCAUUUGUGUGGCUUGACCAAUAGCAGGCGUUGCGUUUGUUUUGUGCGGAGCAACGGCUCAUCGAGAUCUAGUUAGCCAAUCCAAUCGGUACCAUAUCGUAGACCGUAUUGCUUCGAGGAAGGAUACUCGUCUAGCUGCUGAACUCCGUGUCCUUCGUGCGGUGCGUGUGACCAACCAUAAUCAUAUGUGCGGCGAAUGAGGACACGCACCUUGUCGAGGAAUGGCACACAUUAUUAUUACUGUUUGAAUGGUCUCCGAAAUAGUGCACGUCGCUUUCGGGAUGCUUUUGGACUAAACGUACGACUCGGAAAGACACCACCACCGUUCCCGCGCGUUAAUUACCGAUAAUGAGAUAAAACCGUACGCUAGGAGUAUCAGGUUGUACCCACAAGUGUGCAGUCAGACGAUGACAAAUGGUUCUUCCCGAACAAUGUCUCUUGUGUGUGAAAUGCGAAUUUAUGGUGCAUUCGAACGUGAUUCGAUUCGCUAAUGAGUGUUGAUUUUUAAGGUGUGUACACUGAAGUGAGCAUUGAUCGUCCUGGUAGCUUAGCAUGCCAUGCCAAUCGAAUCCACAUAUUCGGAGCGGACGUUUCAUGGCCUACUGAUCCGCGCUUAUGAGAAGAGCAGGUCAAUAGUGAAACUAAUCAACUGUUGAUGAAAAAGUGACGAAAUUUUGAAAACGAUCAGCUGAGAGUAAGUGUUUUGUGCAAGUGUGGAACCGCUAAACUGAAAGCAUAACAGUACCCAUACAGAAGAACGAAGAACAAAAGUGUUGUGUCAGGUGUCAUUUGAGCCGCACAUUCCAGAACGAAAGACAAGUUUUAAACCGCUCAAGUCGACACCCACUCGAGUCCACAAUAAUUCAGCAAAAUUCCUCGACCUUAAACGAACGCACCAUGCUUGGUAGUUGUUUUCGUUACUGAGUGUCCGAUGUUGGAAUAUGGCGGAAGGAGCACAACCACCACCAUCAACAGGGACAUCACUACUGGAGAACAAUAACGUCCACAAUCCAGGCGUCGGUACCGUCACCAUCAACAACAACAAUAAACUUUGUGGAAUGCUCGGUAUCAACAUGCCCUGUGAAGCGGCAGGCCAUGAUUUUAGCACCGUCCGGAAAGAACUAGAAUUCGCCAACUCGAUCGCGUCCCAUUACAGUGCGAGUCUGUCGUCAGCGGCCGAGAAGAACGAUCGCGAUCACCACCAACAGCAGCAGCAGCAUCAUCAUCGUCUGGGGAGCUAUAAGAUUGAGGACCGGGAAAGAAGCGAUAAUUGCAGCCGUUCAAACAGUCCGCUGGACGAGUUGAGCGAAGCGUCAAACCGUUCGAAAGUGGCCGCGGCGUUGCGGAGCCGUGAAAAAAUGUCCCCCCUAUCCCUGCCGACGGGUGGAUCCCCGGUAACUAACCAAGCGGCCGCAGCUGCAGCAGCCGCCGCCGCAGCCCAGGUGCAUCUGAAUGGAACUAUGCAAGACAUGCUGAACCUACAGAAGCUGCAAAGUUUGGCCCAGCUAUCCGGAGGGGCAGGGGUUAUGCCCGGGCUAGGACUUCCGACGGCUGGUUUACCGUCGGCACUACUUAAUAAUUCUCCUCUAAAUCUAAGUCUCGGCGCGCAAAGCCAUUCACCGGUAAUGGGAGCUCUGGGAGCCGCUUCACAACCCCUGACAGCUGCGGCUGCCCAAAUGCCACAGCUGAUUCUUGCAUCUGGACAGAUUGUUCAAGGAAUCCAGGGAGCCCAAUUGCUCAUUCCAACGUCACAAGGAAUUGCCACCCAAACCAUCCUGACGAUCCCCGUGGGGCAACAGGUGAUUUCGAACAUGAGCAGCGAAAAUUUAUUGCAGUGUUUAAAUUUUAAUACGGUCGCAAACAACAAUUUCAACGAGAUGUUGAACCAAACGAGUCACCACCACUCCCACCACCAUCCCCAUCAUCCAGGCAAUGCGGCAUUUGCGGUAGCGGCAGCAGCAGCCGCAGCAGUGGCAACCCGCGAGUCCUCUGUCACAGUCAAUAGUGCAAUCAAUACCACAAGUCUGCUUACGAACCAAUUGGCUCUGGCUGCAGCAGCCGCCGCUAAUAGCAAUCACCAUCAUCAUCAACACCAUCACCAGCAACAACAGCAGCAACAGACGGCACACCACCAAUCGCAGCAGGCCAAGCAUCUGCACCUUGGUCUCCCAUCGGGACUGCCUUCGACGCCUACUUCGUCGUCGUCUUCGGCCAUCCACGUGGCGGACAAGUUUAAAAAUCUAUCCACUCACGAGAAAACGCCGUCGGAACGGUCCACUCCGGAGAUGCGUAUAAAGCUUGAGUCUCCGAAGGUGCCGUCGCCAAUUUCUCUAACCCCACAAUCGCGACCACCCAGCAAUAGUUUUGCGUCGGUGUUUGAGAAGUCGCCGCAGAUAAGACGAACCGCCUCGCCCAGCAUACCGCCGUGUAGUGGAAGCAACAGCAGCACCGGAAGCGGAGGCAGCAAUAGCAGCGUUAUUAGUGGUCUCAGCAGUAGUGGGGGCAGCACCGGGCUCGGGCAGAUUCACGUGGCCAAGAACUUGACCAGCCCGCACCAUUCGCCGUCGGACAAUGCGAUCAGUAGGAUUACAACGUCAAACGGUGAAAUCACGGUUACCAAGUCGCAAGCACCUCCCACUCCGCCCCUAUCAGUACAAAAAAAUCAUCCCGCAUCGCUGCACUUCAAUCCAUCCAUUUCGCCCCAACCGUUGCUCCAUCAUGCGAGAGAUCUGCUCCAGCAGCAGCAACAUCCAGUGCCGCAUCCCGUGCCAUCCAGCAGUCACAACUCGACGCAUUCGUCUCUGGCAGGCGCUUCAUCUUUAUCGUCGCCCUCGACCCAUCUCGGAGUGGACCAUCAUCAUCACCUAGCGAAAGAGCAACAGGGUCUACAGCACAAACCGUCCGCUACGUCCACCAGCAGCACCAACAGUAGCGUCCCGACGCCGGGAGUAAUCUCCCUCACCCUGGACGACGUGGAGCAGAAGAUUUCCCCCCACUCGUCGGGCUCAUCGAUGUCGUCUAAACGUCAUCGAAGUCUGACGCCCCCACCGCGAAAGAUGAGUCCUGCGGGAUCGAUUCAACAUUCGCAAAGGGAUGAGGACGAUGAUGACGAGGAGGACGACGAUAACCAUUCCGCCAACAACGAGUUGGAAGACUCUCCAAAUGAACUCACAAUCAACCAAACCAACUGCAACGUGGUCGACGGAAUCGACCUGGACGACAUCAAGGAGUUUGCGAAAGCGUUCAAAUUGCGCCGGCUCUCGCUGGGCCUCACGCAAACCCAAGUAGGCCAAGCGCUGUCCGUUACGGAGGGGCCGGCCUACAGCCAAAGUGCCAUCUGCAGCGCCCUCGCCGCUCAGAUGUACUGUGCAGCUCAACUCUCGUCGCAGCAGCAGCAAAUGUUUGAAAAACUAGACAUAACUCCUAAAAGCGCCCAAAAGAUCAAACCGGUCCUGGAGCGCUGGAUGAAGGAGGCCGAGGAAAGCCAUUCGUCCAGAUUCAAGUCAGGGCAGAACCAUUUGACCGACUUUAUUGGGGUGGAGCCAUCGAAGAAGCGGAAACGAAGAACGUCUUUUACGCCGCAGGCACUGGAAUUGCUAAAUGGUCACUUUGAGCGAAAUACGCAUCCGUCUGGAACGGAAAUCACCGGUCUGGCGCACCAACUCGGCUACGAGCGUGAAGUGAUCCGAAUCUGGUUCUGCAACAAGCGGCAAGCCCUCAAAAACACGGUACGAAUGAUGUCGAAAAAUUUCAAAAUGGAAAGCUCAUAAGCAGGGUCUUUGUUUCGGUUCGAAAACGGUUCACCCUUGUUUCGUUACAAUCACGUGCCAUUUGUUUGAAUAUAUUUUUUUUCUUGCUUGAAAUUUUUAAUAAACUAUUUGGAAGUUCUUAGUGGAAUUGAUUGAUUGAGAGAUAAAAGUUGCUAUUUAUUUUAAGAAAACGAAAUAUUCAUCACCUUAUUAGUUCAAUUAAACAGCUGCAAAAUCGUACUUUCAACUAGUUUUUUUAAUUAAGUUAGAAAUGAUGCAACCAAAGUUCCUAUGAAAUUAAGUAUAAGAGUUAUAAAACAAAUGAUGCUAACACAUUUUAUAAUGAGCCAAUAUAUAGUAAUAGUUGUAUGAAACUGAUCGAUUUACGUUUUCUAACUUUUCCACAUUCUUCUUUGUUUGAACAGUUAAAAAUUACUCAGUAAGCAAAGUUUCGGACUCACGAAAGGUGCCAAAAAAUCUUCAUCUACGUCAGCAGAACGUGCCAUAGCUCUUAGUUGCAAUUUUUUUUUGAGAACUCUAGGUAACAAAAGUCAACUUACAGAUUAGUUUUAUCCAGAUACACAUCAUGACAGAAUGAGAAUUUAUAGAAACAGCAAUGCAGAGAGAAAGAAAUGCAUUAUUUCUUAAACUAAAAUAAAGCAGAAAAGGUCACUUUUGCAAGAAGAAUUUAUGUAUAAAAAGCCUGUGAGCUACGAAAAUUAUAUGAAUAAGAAAAGUUUAACAAAAAUGGAAAUAAAUUGGCAGUACUCAGAGAAAACCCACACAAACCCAACUGGUCUUUUCAAUUGGCAAAAGUCUCCCAUUCGAAAUUAUCCUCUUUCCAAUGUUCGAUCAUCCAUAUGUAAUGUAUGCGUAAACGUAACGCAACAAAUAGGAAAAAUCCGAAGUAAUCCAUCAGAUGGUAGCUUUUGUAACUGCACCAUAGUUUUGAGCGUCAAAAUUCACCUAGCCGUGGUAGGAUUUCAGGCAAACUGGCUGAAUCUUCUGGUCUGAAAUGUAAAUAAUCAUCAAAUCGCGAAAAAAAUAUCGUCCUAACACUGUUAUCACUCAAAAUCCGGUGUACAUUUGUCUCCUCUGUAUCAUACCAUGUAGAAAUUUCUCGAAAAAAAAAGGAAUAUUUAAACGUCAAGAAUACAGAAAACAUGCGCCUCAUAGAAAUAGUUGUUUAAGAUGAGUGUUUAGUAUCCCGGUAAAAUUUGAGGGAACCAUAUUGGAUGUGAUAUGUAAAGUGCGCAAAAUACUUGUAUAGAUUUUGAACGAGGAUGAUGAUGCGAGCAAAUCGUUACUUCACAGAAGCCGAACACAGUUUAGUCAGUCACAAAUUCAAAUCACACUACAAUCGCAUUUGUCAUUCGAAAACCUGGAAGUUAGAAGAGUCGGAUAUGAAGUGAUGCCAUGUUGCACUAAUAGGGGAGGGGCUGGGAAAAUAGCUGUAUGGAGUAAACCUGUGGAUAUUUAGCUGUAUGGAAUUUGGAAUUCGAUAAAUAAAACUUUAUGAAAUAAA